CAUCGCAUUCCCUCUUUCUUCCCAACGCAAACGCUCUUGCCAAGCUCUUUCGUCCGCGCCACCUCCUCCCUUCGAACUUCAACUCAGCUUGCUCAAGCAAACCACUUCUUUCUUCACCACCACAUACUCAACAUGCGUCUCACUGUCUUUGUCCUCGCCAGCGCCGUCGCCUCCGCGUCUGCUAGCCGUCUCUUUCCUCGCCAGUCCUACCCGAGUUGUGCACUUCCCUGUUUAGCUUCUGCCGACUUUGCAGGCUGCGACUCCUCUGACUUGACCUGUCUCUGCAACUCUUCAACCUUCGUCGACUCCACCACCGAGUGUAUCGCCGGUGCUUGCUCGGGAGACGAUUUAACUCAAGCCGAUAAUGCUGCCGUGUCGGAAUGUGAAGCCGUCGGCGUAACCCUCACCUCUACCCCUGCCUCAUCCUCCACCGCCGCUGCAUCCUCGUCAGCGGCAGGUUCAGCGAGCGCCAGCACGACCUCUGGAUCCAGCUCCGCCUCCUCGACCUCGACCGCCGCCGCUUCCACUUCUUCUUCAUCGAGUGCGAGGAAUAACGCUGCCGUGAACGUUUUGGCGGGCGCUGCUGCCCUCGGGGUCGCUGUCUUGGCGCUCUGAAUCUGAAUGUGUUCAUAAGCACACACAUUACUAUCUAUUUGUCGAAUGAAGAGCGCACUUCGUUCGGCAUGGAACACAUACCCCUAUCCCAAUCAUCUACAAUUCGUCUUGUAUCGUUCAGUCUCGCUCUCACAUCCCUCGCUGUCUGUGAUUAUACACCCCUACACAUUUCUACCUUCUCUUUCGAUUCUCGUUCUUCGGCCUGCGCGGUCGUAUUCUUAUCCUGUUGGGUUUCGGAGUUGCAAGUGGCAUUUGGUGGCUUCGGAAUGUUUAGAUGGUUAGUUAGCGUGAUGGGUGGAUGGAUGUGGAAAAGGUGAUCGACGUCGCGUGCUUUGAUGCGCCACAGGGAUGCUGUUCUCCCGUGGCGUUGAUGAGAGGAACGAGGGCCCGGUCUAGCGAGGGGCUGACGGGGGUGAUGUAUUCAGGAGGGGAAUGUCGCUGCGAUACCUCUCAGGGUGUUAAACUUUAUUACCUACAUACUAUCUUUUCUGGCUUCGAGGACUCCUAACUUCGUUGUGUAUACUUCGUUCUUUAUUCUUCGGCCUUCGUCUACCUACUCAUUUGGCUCUGUUCUAUAGGAUUUGAGCUAGCCAGCUCGUGCGUACAUCUACUCUUCAACCUCUGGUG
Messenger RNA from Stereum hirsutum FP-91666 SS1, 1242 nucleotides. RefSeq lists its product as uncharacterized. Bases 133 to 615 code for a protein of 160 amino acids. The record is from RefSeq and is a predicted model, not a curated record. The transcript has 3 exons. NCBI's taxonomy places the organism in Eukaryota, Fungi, Basidiomycota, Agaricomycetes, Russulales, Stereaceae.